UUUCGCGUAGAAUUUUCAUAAUCCAAUAUCCGUUUUAGAAAAAUUUCAUUGUUGAAUAUUCAAUUAUUCGCAAAAUCAAAAUAAAUUAAGAGAGAAACUUUCAACAAUAAACAAUUUAAAGAAAGAAUAAUAAUUUUUAUUAAGUUGUCCGAAUCAAUUAACAAAAAAAUAAUAAUAUUAAAGAAUAAACGCAAGAAAAAAACAAAAACAAGAAAACCGAAAAAUCAUUCAAUUUAAUUGCGGGUUCCAUAGCACUGGUUAUUUUAGAGGCUUUGUCAUUAAAAAAGAAGCAUUAUUCCAAAUUUUUGGAAAAAAUUCUUAAUGUUUGGUUAUUUUCAAUCAUUAAAUGCAAAUAAACGUAAUAUAUUUUUUAAAAUGACUAGUGUUGCGUCAUUUCGACGCAAUAAAAUUAAAAGUAAAUCAAAUAAUGAUAUUCAAUCAGUUUUGAAUGAAAACGGCAAUUGUAGUAAUAACAAAAUGUCAAAUUCUACUACAAAUGCUAAUUUAAAUGCUGCAAAUUCAGCGACAUCAACUGCUUAUUCAAUGAAAAGUGAUCAUAAAAGAAAUCAUGUAAAUAAUAAUAGUGAUAUUAAGAAAAAUGAUAAUAACGAUAAUAUUAAUAAUAUUAACAUAAAUAAUAAUAAAUUUAUGAUCGAAAAUAAAAAAUUGUCACCAAUGUCUUCGAAAAAGAGUACGAUGAAUAAAUCAAAUAGCAGUAAAAAUAGUAAAGAUUCUAUGGAAAUAAAUCAAAGUAAUCAUUCUAAUAUGGAUAAAACAUCAAAUUAUAAUAAAAAUAAGGAUUUAAUUGGAAAAAAGGAAAGAAAUACAAGACGAGCUUUAGUAAGUGCUAAUACUCAAAUGGACAAUGAUGUAACACCAGUAUAUUUAGCGGCUCAAGAAGGUCAUUUAGAAGUUUUGAAAUUUUUAGUAUUAGAGGCUGGUGGAUCUCUGUAUGUAAGAGCACGGGAUGGCAUGGCUCCCAUUCAUGCUGCAUCACAAAUGGGAUGUUUAGAUUGUCUCAAAUGGAUGGUUGAAGAGCAGGGUGUUGAUCCUAAUUUACGCGAUGGUGAUGGUGCUACACCAUUACACUUCGCUGCAUCGCGUGGUCAUUUAUCAUCUGUAAGGUGGUUGCUUAAUCAUGGAGCGAAAUUAUCAUUGGACAAAUAUGGCAAAAGCCCAAUCAAUGAUGCUGCAGAGAAUCAACAAGUUGAGUGUCUAAAUGUUCUUGUCCAACAUGGUACGACAGUAGAUUAUGUGUCACAAAACGGAAAUAAUAAACUCGGUAGCGUUCGUCAGAAAACUGCAAUGAAAUACAACAACACAAGUAGUAAAUCAAGUCGUAGUAAUACAAUUAAAUCAAAAUCUUCGUCUGGUAGUUCAGAUGUUGAACCAUUUUAUUUACAUCCACCAUCAGCAAGAAAGAGUCAUGAUUCUGCUUCAUUUGGUACUCAAUCUAGGACAUCAUCGGAAAAAAUCUAUACUGGCGUAAUGCCUAACGACGGUUUAUAUGUGAACCCAAUGCGAAAUGGUUCAAUUACGCCACCAUCACCUAACGGGAGUAUAUCCGGGGAAUCGUUUUUUUUACAUGAUCCCCAAGAAGUUAUAUAUAACCGAGUUAAAGAUAUUUUUGACUCGGAUUGUAGUAGUAACAAAGAUGGCCAUGCCAGCUCAAAAAAUUUAAAUAAUCACACGAAUGCUUUGACAGUCCAAGCUGAAGUUCAUUCUAGCAGUAGUGGUGCUGCAAGCGGUUCAGAUGAAUCAAUUUCAGUUCGUUCGAGUACAGACUCGCCAAAAUCAAGUGGUAGAUUAAAUAAUAAUAAUAACAAUAAUAAUAAUCGUGGUAAUUUUUCCGUUUCUAUAAAUGGUAGUUGUAAAAAGUCUAAAAUUAAUGGUUCUGUUAAAAAUACUAGUAAUGACAAUCAUGAUUAUGAAGAUAUUUAUUUAGUUAGAGAAGAAUCUAAAUUAAAUGGUGCUAGUAAUAAAACAAAUAUUCGAAUUAUUGGUGGUAAUAUGAUUAAAGAUAGAUAUAAUAAUCCAGGCAGGAGCCGUUCUAAAGAUAGCGGUUCACACAGUAGAUCAGCUAGUGCCAGUUCAACCAGGAGUAAUGAUGUCAUAGUGCAAUAUGGUAGUCAUAAUCUUAAUAAUCGUGGGUCACUCUGUAAACGUAAUAAAUCAAAUUCAAUCAGUAACUUAAACAGUAGUAAAUAUGAUUCACCUAGAAAGGAUACGUAUACAGUAAAGAAUAUCAAUAUUAAAAAUCAGCUUAAUACACAUAAUAGUGGUAUUAAAAGUGAUACAUAUGAAAGUGUUUGCCCACCAGAAGAUAUUGUUGAACGUACUAAGCAAGCAAAUAAAAAUAAUUCAAUUAUUCACAACAAUUUAAGCUGUAAAAAUAACACAAAUAGUCGACCGCUAAAACGAGUUGUAUCAGCACCACAUACACAAACAACGCCAAAAGCACAUGGUCCACCACCCCCGCCAUUGCCACCUCCACUGAAAGCGACAGCCCAACGCUCCUUAUUUUCAAAUGAAAUUCAUAAUGAUGAUCAUAACAACGAUAACAAUAACCUAUGUUGUGAUAGCCCAGAUUCAGAUUCCGGUUUAGAAGUAGUCGAAGAACCAACUCUGAGACCAUCAGAAUUGGUAAAGGGAAACCAUAACAGAACGAUGUCAACGAUUUCAGCGAACAAGAAAGCCAAAUUAUUAAACGGAUCUUCAGUCGGUCACAAUCAACAGAAGCAGCAACAGCAGCAGCAGCAACAGCAACGUCUUAAACAAAAUAUUAAUAAUAAUAAUUCAGUUUCCGAAUUAUAUUCAACACAUCAUUUUCAAAAUCAAACACAACAACAACAUCAAAACAAGCAACAACAGAAACAACACCAACAACAGCAAAAUAAUAAUUCCAUCAAUAACAACAAUAAUAAUUCAUCUUCAUCUGGUAAUAAUAGUGGUAGCGAUGGUGAUUAUCAACAAUCAAAUUAUUCACAUUUAGGUUAUGAACGUCCUUGUUCACGUCCCGGUGGACCAAAUUUAGUUAACAAACAAUUAGUUUUACCAUUUGUACCACCAAGUUUUCCAAAUAAAUCACCAGAUGGUGUUACACAUUUAAUAAAACCAUCAGAAUAUUUAAAAAGUAUUAGUGAUAAAAGAUCUUGCACAUCAUCUGCAAGAUCUACCGACACAGAAGAGUACAUGCAAAUUUCAAUUCAUCAUCACCACAUUCAUCAAAAUUCCAGUGGCGGAGCAGAAAUUCCAAAACCGCCACCGCCACCACCAUUACCAAUCCCUCCUAUUCAUGGUAAUGAAAAUUCAAGUCGUGGAAUUCCUCCGCCUCCACCGCCCAUACAAGAUACUGUAACACGGAAACAACAUCAACCUUUAUCAGCUAUCUCUAUACAAGAUCUAAAUAGUGUACAGCUUCGUCGAACAGAAACAAAAAUGCUUUCAAAAACAUUUUCGGCACCAACUCGAAGCAUCAGUAUGCAAUGUUUGUCCACUACAAAUGAUGCAUUUCUAAAAACGGAUUUAAUUGCUGAGCUUAAAAUGUCGAAAGAUAUUCCAGGUAUUAAAAAAUUAAAAGUUGAAAAAGCAAAGCAAGCUGAAAGAGAGCAUUACACAGAAUUAUCUAAACAAUUCACGGCUAGUAAAUUUGUUGACCAGAUUCAAUUUCAGAUACCCGAUAAGGAUCAAGCGGGUAAUAUAAUACCUGAUUGGAAGAGACAGAUGUUAGCUAAAAAGGCAGCUGAACGAGCCAAAAAAGAAUUCGAAGAAAGAAUGGCCAUUGAAGCGGAAAACCGUCGACUUUCCCAAAUACCACAAUGGAAACGAGACUUAUUGGCUAGAAGAGAAGAAGCUGAAAAUAAAUUAAAGGCCACUAUCUAUACACCCCGAGUUGAAGAAUCUUCAAGAAUAACCGAUACUUGGCGUCUUAAAAAUACUCAACGUGCAGUCUCUAUUGACAAUAUUAAUUUUUCAUGUUCAACAACCAUUACAACAAUGAAUUCGAAUGGAGUAAUUGGAAAUUCAGAUAAUUCAGAAAAAAUUGAAAUCAACAAUAAUAGCAAUGCUAAUCAAUCCACAGAUUAUAAUAGUAAUGAUAACAACGAUAAUAAAAAUAAUCAACACAAUAAUAAUAACACUAAUAAUAAUAAUAGUAAUUAUAAUAGUAAUAACGUUAACAAUUGUAGUAACAUAAAUACUGAAAAUGAUGAAAAUGAAAAUAUAAUUCCUUGGCGAGCUCAACUUAGAAAAACGAAUAGUAGAUUAAGUCUAAUUGGUUAAUCAAUAUAAUGUACAUUAAUAUUAUAUACUUACAUAUAUAUAUAUACAUAUAUAUGAAUAAUUAUUAUAAACAUUGCAAUAACUAUUUAACUAACCCUUUCAAUUGGUAUUAAAAACAAAAAGGCAAUCAAAAUUUUAUUAAAAAUAUUAUUGACGAAAACUUAUUUUCUUAACAUUUAAACUAAUUAUUUGAAUAAUAUGAGCAAUGAAUAAUUAUUAUAAUUUUGUAUAUUUGAUAGAUUUAAUGACUAUACAUAUUUGUAUGUAUGUAUGAACUUUAAAAAUAAAAAUAUUUUUCUAAUUCCAAUGUCA
Condylostylus longicornis is the source of this 4593-nucleotide messenger RNA. It is a transcript of the gene f, whose product is annotated as probable serine/threonine-protein kinase cdc7. Lineage: Eukaryota; Metazoa; Arthropoda; Insecta; Diptera; Dolichopodidae. Gene Ontology annotation, cellular component: cytoplasm. The record is from RefSeq and is a predicted model, not a curated record. The transcript has 12 exons. Gene Ontology annotation, molecular function: actin filament binding. The coding region runs from base 322 to 4281 and encodes 1319 amino acids. Gene Ontology annotation, biological process: actin filament bundle assembly.